Molecule: messenger RNA, 279 nt
Organism: Microstroma glucosiphilum
Lineage: Eukaryota; Fungi; Basidiomycota; Exobasidiomycetes; Microstromatales; Microstromataceae
Exons: 3
Biological process (GO): mitochondrial respiratory chain complex IV assembly
Cellular component (GO): mitochondrial intermembrane space
Source: RefSeq, a predicted model, not a curated record
AUGUCGUUUGGCAGGCCUCCGGGCUUCACUACCUUCAGCGUCACGCCGCCGGAUCGUGGAUCCUUCCCACUCGACCAUGAGGGGGAAUGCACAUCGGUCAUGCGAGAGUAUAUGACCUGUCUCAAGCAGAACAAGCAGGACAACGGAAAGUGUCGCCAUCUCAGCAGGAGGUACCUCGAGUGCAGAAUGGAAAAAGGUCUGAUGGAGAGAGAUGAGAUGAGCAAUCUAGGCUUCCAUGGUGAUGAAGAGUUGAGGCAACAGAGCUCUGGAGGUAGCGCG